Molecule: messenger RNA, 4304 nt
Organism: Sabethes cyaneus
Lineage: Eukaryota; Metazoa; Arthropoda; Insecta; Diptera; Culicidae
Product: protein FAM13A
Exons: 3
Coding region: 494-2920 (808 amino acids)
Source: RefSeq, a predicted model, not a curated record
CGCUAGGACGGAUCUUCCAAUCGAUUCCUCAUCCCUUCGCGGGCGUGUGCUGUGCUCGGGCGAAUACUAUACAAUUCAGUUUGUUGUUUCGGUCAGCCCAGCUUGAGGCAAGCAAUCUCGGCUGUUCAUUGCACUUGAAAGCUGUUCCUAUGCCGGUGUGUGUAGACGUUAGAUCUCCAUACCAGUAACGGUGGAAGUGAUAGCCCCAGCAGGAGUGAGGGGGUUGAAUGCUAGCUUCAUUCCCUUAACAGUUCUCGGGCGAUAAAGACGUAUAAGCGAACGCGGGUGUUACGAAUCCGAGCGAAUGCUGGAAAGAUCACCAUAUCAAUUGAAUACAUUAUUGUGGAAUUAUUAUGCAUAUGGAAGCUGGGUUUAAAACAUUCAGAAUAAAGGGUAUAUGAAAAGCGAUAUAAAAAUUGUGAUUUGAUUUAAAACUGUGCUAACCUAACUUGGGUGUUAUUAUCUAAGUGGUGUUAAGUGGAAUUAUUACAAAAUGUUAUGUGUACAGCCAACAGAGCUUCGAAACGGUUCUUCUGAUUUGAUUCAACGAUUCAUUUAUGCCUGCCAACUUAAGAACUGGGAGACUAGGUGCGGCAUGCGUCGCCCAUCACUGGGACAGAAUGAAGACGACCUUAGUCGUCUCACAACCGUAAUCUCCCCAACGACAGCCAGUUUAUCUUCGACGCAAACGGAACAUGAAGAGGACGAUAGCAGUAGCGACAAGAGUAUUCAUAAAAUCAACAACCAUCAGCAUCAAUUGGAGCAGCAACAUAGUAACACAGGAAACGGUAGCAGUCCCCAUCAUGGCGACGGAUGCGGCAGCAACGGCAGUAGCAGAAAUGGCACUAACAGUGGAACUAUUGGCGCAUCCACAUCCCAGUAUCUGCCUAAUUUGAUUAAUUCAUCCGAGUGGCAAAACUGUAGAAAACGCAAAGAACGACAAGACAGCACCUCCUCGAUCAGUCAGGAUCGUAAACUGAUCCGAUCGAACAGUGAAGAGCAUCUGCCCAACUGUCAGGAGGUGAUCCGUCGUGUAGCCUCGCAUGAGGAUUUUAAGAAACCUUCACCGUUAAUUGAAAUUAGCGUCGAUAAGGAAAAUAUUAUCGAGGAAGAUGCUGAAGAACAGCACCAGCUAGAGGUUCAGCAAACGUUCGAAAAAAAUUUGAAGAACAGUUCGGAAAACCUAAAGAAGUUCUUCAUCGGUAGCGAGAGUCAGUGUGUGUCUGGCAAGGAUUCUUCCGAAGCCCUACAUAUUAAGGUUGGUGACCCUAACCUUCUCUACCAACAUUCUCACAGCAAUCAUAUACAUCAUUACAACCAUUCCGCUAAGAACCGACUAUCACCUUGUCGUGAUGUGCUGAAAAACCGCAAGGAUUCCGACAGCGAAUUGGAUGGAGAACACGAACGCCGUCGCCACUGCGAGCGGUUUUCCAAAACUCGGCCACCUCCUGGGCGCAAGUCGGUUUCACCACGAAAUCGCACCAAGCAAAUCAAGCAUGUUUCCUCCGGUAAGGACAAAAGCGGAAAUGAACACUUCUAUUCCAAGCAUGACACCCACCACUCGGUCAAACACGAGCGCCGCGCCUACAGCAAGCAACGCGAUAAAGCAUCGGAAUCGACGAAAAGUCCCGAGCCGGAAGUUUUUGCUGACUACAAUGACAAUACGGUUUUGGAGAAAGGAAACGUCGAGUCACCUCGUGAGAAGCAGCUGCCAUGGGACCAAUCCUUCCAGGAUGACACACCGGUUGUCUGUCAGCGAUUUGCGGAGCACAAUUUCGAGCACGCCAAUACCAUGGGAACAUUUGGCGAGGUACGCAGUCUACCUCCGAAUGCCACCAUGAAACAUUACGGAAACUAUCGUAGUGCGGAAUUGCAUCAAACCGCUCUCCAGAAGCCGAUACCGCAAGCCAACAAUAUGUUUGAUGAACGAAUCAAAACAAUUAAUCGCAAAUUGAGUACUCUGAAGAAAAAGUUGACACAGUACGAGGAUCGGUUCGAGCGAGAGAACGGUUACCGGCCGGCACAUGGCGACAAGACUAGCGAUAGCGCCAUCCGGGCGGUAGUCGUCGAGAUACACAAACUGCGCAAGGAGAAAAAUCAAAUCAAGGCUGACCUGGCGGUGUUCAAUGCGAAGACAAACAAGGGAACGUCGGGCGACAACAACAGCUCCUCGGGUCUCAGCGGGUCCGCGGGACAGGGACCGACCGAAGAUGAGAACAAAUUGGUGCAGAUGCAGGAAACCAUCGCCGAUAUCGAGAAGCGUCUCCAAGAGAAACGUACUACGGAACAGCGCAGCGAAAAUCUGGACAAACUUUCUAGCGAUCAGCUGGUUGAGGAGAAAGCAUCGGUCCAACGUGCUCUGCUCUAUCUGGAAUCCAUCUACGGACGUCCCACCAGUCGUGAUGAACGUGAUGCCGCCCGACCUCUGUACGAUCGCUACAGGCUCAUUAAACGAUUGGUUAAUCGCGCGAACUCAAUUAGCGGACCGUGUGGGGCCAACUCUCAGAUGCCAACCAUUUUGGAGCAUGAAGCUCUGGCCAUCGUAGGUACUCCGACGCCUUCGACCGAUAUUUCUCCUCCCUCAGCAACCUCGAUGAUUCAGUCGCCGGCAGACACAUCGGUUGCAUCGACUGCUGCACCGUCGACCGACGAAUCGGAAACGACUACUAGCUCGAUCACGGAAAACAUUCACUCGAUGACCGUCGAGGAGCUGUGGGAGCAUUAUGAUGCAGCCCGGGAGGAAAAGAAAGAGCUGCGGCGCACCAUUAAGGAGUUUGAGCAAAAGUUCGAGGAAACCACCGGUCGUAAAAUGCUGAAAUCAGAUCGGAAGACCAUCGAGGAUACCUACGCUCUGUACAAGCAAAAGAAGGCAAAACUUCGGUUGAUUGAUGCUCUGUUCAAGAAACAGAUGUCGGUUUAAAGUGAUCUCCUCCCAGUCGUCCUUUAUCACUAACCCUUCUCACCCAGAUACUAACUCUUUUCCGUCUCCCAAAGUUGUAACCGAUUCUUCCUUAUCACUCUUUGUUAUACGCCUGAUUCUCGUCAUACCGGUGGUUCCUUGACGUCAUUAUAUUUAUUUCAUAUUUUCUCAUCGCAUUAAUCACUCGACAAAAUCAACCUUUUUUUCCUGCAUACUUUGAAACCCCUUACCUCGCGUCUUCAUUUUGUGGAGCCUAAAAUUAGUUGUUUCUUGAAUAAAAAGCCAAACUUAAAAAUACGCUGUCGACAAAAAAGCAAAUGACACUAAUCAAAUGAUGAAUCUUUGUUCAAAAUGUUGCUGAUUGAAUGCAAUGAGAUUUAAUAUGUGUACAGAUCUACGGAACAGAUAAUAGAGCUGAAUACUAUGUUAAGGCUUGUUUACCUGUUUUUCAGUUUUCACUUCUGGUGUCUAUUUAUCUGUUAUUAAUUAUGUAUCUCUAUUGAUUUUUUUUAUCUAAAUACUAAUACAAGACAUUGUCUCCUCGAGCUGAGAGUUAAAUAAAAGAUAAAGCGGUUUUUUGCCGUAGAGUACGAAAACGGUAUAUAUACAAAAUGAUCAAAUAAGCACACAUAAUAAAUAUGCAGGCUGAGCAGAUGAGAAAAAAAACUAUUUGCAAACAAAUUGACUUUUCCGUUUGAUCUAGUGCAACACAAUGUAAAGAAUAUUUACCUUUCAAAAUGUGACCUAAGCAAAUACAUUUAAUGUAUGGAACUUUUGAUUUAGCCUUUAAAUAUACAUUCGGGAAAAAGAAGUGCAAACUUAUAAUCAUUUAACUUUUGGAGCACGAAGUGAAAAUUUUACAGUGUAAUUGUACUACUCAUAAUUAAUCACUCUAUAGGAACGAUCAAAACAAGCUACUUAAUGUUAAGAAACUGAUUAUGUUUUCCAAAAACAGCUACCAGCGUAAAGUAAAUCUUCGUACUAGACACAUAACGAUAUUUAUCAGUAAAACAAAACAAACAACAGAGAAUCCAUACAAUACCGAAGCGGCAUAAUACAGAAAAAAAUACAGUACACACAUUAACAGAUUACACACACGAUUUGUAGCUCUUUAAGACUAUGAUUACGACGAUUAUUAUUAUUGCUGAUGAAACUGAGUAAAAGCGAUAUGUUCUCAAAGAACGAUUUAUUAUGAUUAUUAUAUUAUUACUAUAUAAUUAUUAUUAUUAUUAUUGGUGGUGCAUGAACUGCAAAUUGAAAAUGAGACGCUAAAUGAAAAAAGCAAUGCCGGAACACAAAUGUGGAAUGUUCGAAAAUGGUAUCGAGUGAAUAUGAACACACCUAGGUUUAAUUCUUGGUAAAUAUAUAAACAGCAAAGUUAAGC